Messenger RNA from Psilocybe cubensis, 1425 nucleotides. RefSeq lists its product as uncharacterized. The coding region runs from base 1 to 1425 and encodes 474 amino acids. The record is from RefSeq and is a predicted model, not a curated record. NCBI's taxonomy places the organism in Eukaryota, Fungi, Basidiomycota, Agaricomycetes, Agaricales, Agrocybaceae. The transcript has a single exon.
AUGGCUCCUAUCAGUGAUAACUGGCCAGAUGUUGAAGCCUCGCUCGAGAUCAUGGAACCAGAAUAUGCCAAUCGGGUGACUUCUAUGGUCGAGCAACUCAAGCCCCACUAUCAAUCCAUAGAAUCCUAUGCCACCUCAUUACACCCGCAGCGGCUUUCUUGUCGAAUCAUGGACCACUACACAUGGGGUCAAUCUUUUGUUGUCUUUGAACUCCUUUUUUCCGACAACGUAACAUCAUGGAUUAUUCGGUUUGGCAUGAGGCCUAUGGAUGCUUAUUUCAACACUGCCGCACAACUCGAGCGCAAAAUAUUGAAUGAAGUAGCGGCUCUUCAUCUCGUCCGACAACGUACAACAAUCCCAAUCCCCGAAAUAAUUUCAUAUCACGCCCAUCCCUCUCCUUCCAACCCACUGGGUCCUGAUUUCCCCGCAUUUGUUCUAAUGACUGCAAUCACCGGUAUAACGAUUGAAGACUGUGGGAUCUCCAUCGAAGAAUUGGGGUCCGAGUACGAUGUCACUGGCGAGGCCUCCGAUCCAUUAGGAGGUGACGAAAGCAAGCGCCCCAUUUUACAACGUUAUUUGCACGAUCUGGCCGACAUACAUGUACAAUUGAGCCGCAUUACAUUCGAUCGGAUUGGGUCCUUUGUGAUUGACGCUCAGGGGGAAGUUUCAGUAGGUCCAGGGGCAGAUUUUGGACUGGGCCCAUUUGAGUGCGCCAAAGACUAUUUUGCAAUUCAGGCAGAGGCGUAUGAACAGCUUGCGAUGGCUGCGGGGUUAGAUGAUGAAGCGGGAGAGGGAGAAAGUGCGGACGCGGCCCAGCUCAAGCGUAGAUUUGUUGCCUCGUUAUGGCGUAAGGCCAUGAUGCCCCUUGUCGACGAACGAGACGACCGUGGACCCUUCCCUAUGAGGCAUGGAGACUUGCACAGUGACAAUAUUCUAGUAGACGAGACUGGUCACAUUGUUGGCGUGAUAGAUUGGGAUUGUGCUGGUACAGUCCCUUGGGAAGCCUUUGCUGUCCCGACAUUCGAAGUAUCCGGUCAUUUUUCAGAUUCGGACGCUGUCUCAACAUAUUCGAACUCUUCUUCUGAAUCGACUUCUUCGUCCUUAAUGUCACGUACUCGCUCCGUCAUUCACAACGUCUUCAACCGUGAACUCGCUGUUGCCGAGUCGCAGGACGGUGUUGUCCUCGUUAAACCCGCAUCAGGACGGAGCCUUGCUGCACUCCAUGACUCUGACGCGGGUCAUGUAGGAGCAUAUCUAGCAUACUGGAUGUACUCUCUCGCUUGUGACUACGACCAAACUGGACGGGCACUUCACAGAAUGCUGGGCUCUGAUGACGACAUCGAUCAAGACUUCGAAAAAUUCGCCAAAGAAGUUGGCGAUAUGGGACUACACGAAAAGCACGAAGAUGAAGAAGUGCAAGCAUAA